This is a messenger RNA of Stereum hirsutum FP-91666 SS1, 897 nucleotides long. RefSeq lists its product as uncharacterized. The record is from RefSeq and is a predicted model, not a curated record. The transcript has 5 exons. Bases 1 to 897 code for a protein of 298 amino acids. NCBI's taxonomy places the organism in Eukaryota, Fungi, Basidiomycota, Agaricomycetes, Russulales, Stereaceae.
AUGAAUACACUAUCCGCAAUCGGGGUCACUGCGCCAAACCUUACAGCUAACUCGGUUAUCCGCAGCAUGCAGUUCCACGAUCCCACCAACAACCUGAAUUUUCCCAUCCUCCCCUCUCCUUUUGAUCCAUCCCGACCUGAGAACAAGACAAUGAAGCAGUAUUAUAAAUGGUAUUUCUUGCAGCAUCUCUCUGUGUCACUGGGUAUGUGCAAGCAUGUGUACAAGGACUAUCAGAAGAGUAUCUGUGAUAAAGCCGCCACCACCAUUGUCACCUACCCACCUUACAAGUUGAUUCUGGUCACUAUUGCCAGCACCGUCAUUGCCAACUUAGAGCAUCCAAACCUCGUGAGUGAGGUGUUGUCCAGGAUUUAUUCUGGCGAUGGCGACUUGAGAAGUUCGUCUGGACACUGGCUCAAUUGUUUUGGAUUCUUCAUCCCCUCAACUGGGUAUUCUUUCAAAAAUACUUACAUACCACCACCCAACAAUGUGCCACUCACAUCCAUGCCACCAACUCUGUCAUCCCUGAUCUCGAGCACGUCUGUAGCAGCCUUUCCGUCUAUGACACCUGCUACCACUAGAGACCCACAUAACACCCGCCGUCAGGACCAGAUCACACAGUCUGACAGGGGGCUGAUUACGGCCACAGAUCCACAAACUGUUCCCCUGACCAAAGGUGCAGUGCAGAGGCCUACUAGUAAGCGGUGUGUGACUGGUUCAGAACAGCCUUCCACUAAAUGGCCCAAGCCUACGCCCGCUGCACAGGCAGAGCCAGACCCUGAUGGCGAGCCUGAGGUUAUACCGUCGGAGUCAGAGGAAGAAGAUGUCAAUGCAGAUGAUAGUCAGCCGCCUGAGGCCAAGUUGACUGGAUGCCAGCUCAGAACCGGUGCUUCAGUAUGA